Molecule: messenger RNA, 768 nt
Organism: Eupeodes corollae
Lineage: Eukaryota; Metazoa; Arthropoda; Insecta; Diptera; Syrphidae
Product: larval cuticle protein A2B-like
Exons: 2
Coding region: 143-703 (186 amino acids)
Cellular component (GO): extracellular matrix
Source: RefSeq, a predicted model, not a curated record
GGAAGGAUUUGAUCCAAUUCGAAAUUCCAAUCAAUUGCUAUAAAAGCGCCGUGAUAGUCAAAUUGUAAUCAGUACGAACUAACUGUUCAAUCAACACAACCACUCCAUUAUCAACAAACCAACAAAACAAUCCAAACCUAAUAUGGCAUUCAAGUUUGUUGCUUUCUUUGCUUGCAUCGCUGCUGCUAGCGCUGGACUUAUUCCCGCUGCGGCUCCACUUGCUGCUGUUGCACAACCACUCUUGGCUAGGGCUGAGCCCUACGAUGCAUACCCACAAUACAGCUAUGGAUACGAUGUGCAGGAUGCUCUCUCUGGCGACAGCAAGAACCAGUUCGAGAACCGUGAAGGUGAUGUUGUUCGUGGUCAAUACUCGUUGAACGAUGCCGAUGGUUACAGGCGUAUUGUGGACUAUUCUGCUGAUUCAAUCAAUGGAUUCAAUGCUGUUGUCCGUCGUGAACCUCUUGGUGUUGCUGUUGCUGCUGCCCCAGCUUUGAUCAAAGCCGCUCCAGCUCCUCUUGCCGUUGCUGCCGCUCCUGCUUUGUUGAAGGCCGCCCCAGCUCCAUUUGCCUAUGCUGCCGCUCCUGCUUUGUUGAAGGCUGCUCCAUCUCCAUUGGCAUACGCUCCCGGUCCAGCAGUAUACGCUUCAGGACCAGCGAUAGUGAAGACAAGCUUUGCGUCACCACUCAUCUCGUACGCUUACUAAAUUUGUCAAAUGCCUUUAGUCUGAUUUUAUUGAUAAUGGAAAAUAAAUUAAUUAUGUAACUUAAA